Angiostrongylus costaricensis is the source of this 459-nucleotide messenger RNA. The record is from the annotation of a GenBank genome assembly. Lineage: Eukaryota; Metazoa; Nematoda; Chromadorea; Rhabditida; Metastrongylidae.
AUGGACUUGGACAGACACUUCGACGAGAUGUCGCGCCGGAUAGAUCGCGCGCUCGCCGAAUGUCGUCGCGACAUGCAGCGAUUCGAGGAGAGCUUCUUCCCAAGCUCACGUUACGGCCAAGCACAACGAGUAAUCAACGAUGAUCGAAAAUUUGCUGUUACACUGGAUGUGUCACAAUUUCACCCGGAUGAAGUGAAAGUAAAUCUUAAAGGACGAGAUCUAAUUAUCGAAGGACGCCAGGAGCACAGAGAUGACAACAGUUACAGAAAAAGAUCGUUCGUUCGAAAAUGGCAAUUACCGGAAGACUCUGACGUGGACGCAAUAAAUUCGCGGCUAAGUGCCUCAGGAAUGCUUUCCGUCGAAGUGCCGAAAUUCUCGUCGUCAGGCGGUGGUCCGUAUCGCACAACCGUUCAAGUUAAGCAGCCGACGAGAACACACCGAGAGACGCAUAUCGACUAA